AUGUUUACCACAACUGUGAAAAUUGAUGACAAGAACUAUACAGAACCGAUCCCGCUCCACUUCGUGCACCACCGCUCACCUCGUCACGAUGCAAUCCCCCUUCUCUUCCUUCACGGUUUCCCGGGUUCUUUCUUGGAAGUAGGCCGAAUCAUCUCGUCCUUGACUCAUCCGCCCAACUCGUCUGUCCCGGCUUUCCACGUCGUAGCCCCGUCUCUGCCCGGCUUUGGAUUCACUCCUGCCCCGGUGCAUGCCGGGUUGGGUCCGAUCGAAGCGGCGCAUGCUUAUAAUGCCUUGAUGCACCAACUAUCUUACCCACGAUAUGUGAUGCAGGCCGGGGAUCUCGGAGCCUUUGUCACUACCUAUCAGGCCGCUCUCCACCCUGAGAGCGUCAUCUCUGUGCUCUCCAAUCUUUGGGUCCCUGCCCUCAACGCCACGGAUAUCGCUCGUUUGGAAGCAAAUGAGACGACUCCGGGAGAGACGGCGUAUAUCCGCAACAUAACUGCCUACCAGACAGGAGGCGCGGGAUACCUGUUUCUGCAGUCCACGCAACCCUUGAUGGCGGGCCAUGCUUUGACAGACUCUCCUCUAGGAUUUUCCCUCUACAUUUUCCAGCUGAUGCAAGAGCUCGGAACCUUUUACCACUGGUCACUUAGCGAGAUCAUUACCUGGGCCAUGAUGUACAUCAUUCAGGGUCCUUAUCCCGCUACACGCUUCUAUAAGGAGUUCCGAAAUGCCGACCAGAUUGUUGGCGCGGAUAUGUUUGGGCCCGCAUUGUUUGUUAAUGUUCCAGUCGGUGUUACACAACGCCCGCAGGACGCCGGAUGGGGUGUUCCAUUAGAUUGGGCGCGCAGGAUAGGCAACGUCACCGCGAUAUACGUGCAUGACUUUGGGGGCCAUUUCGCCGCUUACCAGACGCCCGAUACGCUGCUGGAUGACUGUUGGCGAUUCUGGGGGAAUAAGAGCGCCUCUGGUGUUGGAAAACACUAG
This is a messenger RNA of Trichoderma gamsii, 987 nucleotides long. RefSeq lists its product as hypothetical. The record is from RefSeq and is a predicted model, not a curated record. Gene Ontology annotation, molecular function: epoxide hydrolase activity. Gene Ontology annotation, biological process: epoxide metabolic process. NCBI's taxonomy places the organism in Eukaryota, Fungi, Ascomycota, Sordariomycetes, Hypocreales, Hypocreaceae. The coding region runs from base 1 to 987 and encodes 328 amino acids. The transcript has a single exon.